Paramisgurnus dabryanus is the source of this 1899-nucleotide messenger RNA. RefSeq names its product G2/M phase-specific E3 ubiquitin-protein ligase-like. The record is from RefSeq and is a predicted model, not a curated record. Gene Ontology annotation, molecular function: ubiquitin protein ligase activity; protein binding. Gene Ontology annotation, cellular component: Golgi membrane; cytoplasm; nucleus. Gene Ontology annotation, biological process: ubiquitin-dependent protein catabolic process; membrane fusion; protein polyubiquitination. Lineage: Eukaryota; Metazoa; Chordata; Actinopteri; Cypriniformes; Cobitidae.
AUGCAUUUAAGUGGUAUUACUGAGCCAGAGCAAGGCAUUUUACUACAGUUUCAGUACCCUGAUGGUUCCAGGAAAACGAGGAGAUUUUUGGAGUCUCAACCAGUUCAGGACCUGUUUGCCUUUGCUGGUUCAGACAAUAUGGCUAGUGAAGUGUUUUCUGUACAACUGGCCUGGUCAUCAAAUCAGAUACUUAGCACUGCUGAUGGCAGCCUCUCCAAUCAUGAUAUCAGUAGCCCCUCAACCUUGUACGUGCUUUGGAUGUCAAGUGUUCAAAUAGAGGGAUUAACUGCAUCCAGUGGUGAAUCUUCAGAUAUCCAGUCAACUGCUGCUCAGAACCUAGCAAACAUUCAGGUCCCCACCCAGUCUUCAGUAGAGUAUAUUGGCUCCUCUCCCAGUCCACCUCCUGUUCUUCCACUACCAGCUGUCCCUUCUUCUCCCGUUCUUCAACCACAACAGGAAACUAGUUGUUCACCCUCAAUACCACUAUGUGAAGAUUCAGAAGAUGAGGAGAUUGUGGAAAUGCUAACCUCACCUGUGCAUUCUGACUUCGAAGAUAUUGAUGAAGUUACCACUACAGAUAUUCUUAGGAAAUUUCAGAAAGACAAUCUUGAUUUGGAGGACAGAAUGAUUGUUGUGGCCAGACGAAGAAAGAUUCUGCACAGUGCAUGUACUGCAUUGAAAAGCAGCUACUUUGCUUGGCACAAAUCACCACAAAUUGAGUUUGUUGGUGAAAGUGCUGAUGAUUAUGGGGGACCUCGUAGGGAAUUUUUCAGGCUUUUAAUGCAGGCUGUUCAGUCUUCAUUUGGAGUUUUUGAGGGGAAAACAGGCAAGAUGUUUUUUACUUACGAUCAAUCAUCUGUGGAGAUGAGAAGAUAUUACACUGCAGGAAAGCUGAUUUCUUGGUCUCUGAUGCACGGAGGAUCAGGAGUUAAAGCACUGGAUACCACAUUAUUCAAAUUAAUGUGUGGUCAAAAAGUUACAACAGAGGACUUUGACUGGCAUGACCUCCCAGAUAGUGAAACUCAAGAUAAAGCACGACAGGUAUAUCUCUGUCAGACACAAGAUGAAUUGAAUGGAAUACAAUCCAGCCUUGGUGAAUGGAUUGCUGACUGUGGUGUUCCUGGAAUAUACAGUGCAAAACCUAAAGAUAUGAGACGGAUAUAUGGGCAGGUGAUAAAACACUACAUGUACCUCAGAACAGCAGACAUGAUUAAUCAGUUUAAGGAUGGCAUGAACUCUUGUGGCAACUUAUGGAAAGUUGUUGAAAGAAACUGGAAGGCUUUCCUUCCAGUGUUUACCAAUCAGCAGAAGCCACUCUCCAGAGAGGAUUUCAGAGCUCUCUUUACAAUAUCCUGGAGUGAGGAGGGAAGCAACCUUAAAGAUAAAGAGGAAGAUACAAUCUUCUGCUGGGAGUUAUUACUGAAUACAAUUCAGGAAAAACAAUCAAAAAUAACCUUUGAGGAGAUCUUGACAUUUGUAACUGGAGCAGACAGUAUUCCCCCAUUGGGCUUUCAAGGACAACCAACAAUUGACUUCUACACACAAGAAAAUCGCAGACUUCCAUUUGCAUCCACAUGUGGCAUGGUUCUGUUUUUACCUAGAGGCAUUCAAGAAGAAGAGGAACUAGCUGACAUGCUCAACACAGCACUCAAAGGGUACCUUGGAUUUGGAAAAAUUUAAAUUAACAAAUGAGAUAAAUGCUUCCAUUCUAAAAUGUUCUAACAGAAUAUUACAACAGGAGUUAAAGUUGUUUGCAAACUUUCUUAACAAGUUCAAAAAUAAGUUCAAUGUUGAACAUCAGAAUGUUUUGAAAAUAGCCAAUUUAAAGGGUAAGACCCUUCUGAUGGACAUUAAGUAGAAAGCAAAGCACUUUGGACACUAAAAACUGCUGGGCAUUAA